This is a messenger RNA of Gigantopelta aegis, 2309 nucleotides long. RefSeq lists its product as uncharacterized. The coding region runs from base 330 to 1688 and encodes 452 amino acids. The record is from RefSeq and is a predicted model, not a curated record. The transcript has 2 exons. NCBI's taxonomy places the organism in Eukaryota, Metazoa, Mollusca, Gastropoda, Neomphalida, Peltospiridae.
GACUGGUGUGUCAAGUAUUGAUAUAGCGAAUGGUGGGACGGACGGCGAUAUUGUCCUCAAACCGCACUCUCUGAGACAGAUAAGGUCUAACCUAAAAGAAAGGAGGGCAUACGUGUAGAAUCGAGCUGUUCGGGUUUACAGAAUUCCAUAUUGAUGUUUUGGAGUUACUUCAAGUUGUGAAAGUAUUCAGAUCGGAUUAUCACUGAUCCUUCGUUCUUUGAAGUGUGUGGUUUCCUCGACGUUUCUUGCAGCCCCUUUGGAGGUGGCAGUACCAGCUUGUGAAUUGUGGUUUUCAUAUAGUCUAGUAUUGUAAACAAUAAGAAAGAGCCAUGGAUCAACCAGGAGAAAACAACCAUCUUGAGAACAUCAGCAAGACGAUGUACAUGUUCAGGGACUACAUGUUGCACGUGAUGGGCUUUUUAUUCUUCCGCUUCACGCGUUCACUUGUGGUCACUUUUCAGAAGUUCACGUGGGCCAUCACGGGCGUGCUGCGGAUUAGACGAGACGCGAAACGGGGCCUAAACUUCAAGCAGAGUGCGCAUGUCACGGAGAUCUACUGGAGGCGGAAGUUCUUACCCAUGUUAGUAGCGGACCCUAGCAACUUUAUCACUCUUCACAAGGGUUUCAAGCACCCCAGUUAUGUACUGAAACCACACAUCUCAUUGUACUGCAUGACUCGAGAAGAGGCGGUGUUCGUGGAAACCCCGGAAGAAAUCAGUAUCAUUACGAAAAGCCAUAAGAACCUUCCACUGUAUCAGAUCCAGUUCGAAAAAGCCGUGAGAGUCAUCACAAUGCCAUUGGCAUCUUUCCACAAAAUAGCCUCUGACGUCGGCAAUCCCCGGAUUCCAGUCAUUUGGCUGUCCAGCACCGGCCACUGUGGCUCAACCCUGCUGAGCAACAUGUUCCGCAGGGUUCCGGGCAUGGCGCUGUUCGCGGAGCCAGACGUGAUAACGACCCUGGGGUUCCUGUGGAAGAACAAGUCCCUGCAGCAAGGGGAGUAUGAACAACUGUUGGCCAGCGCAGUCCGUCUGCUGUGCAAACCAGACGACCAGGCUGGCAUUGUUUGCGUGAAGACCAGACCGUGCGCCACUCGAUUGAUGGAAGACAUAAUGAGGAUGUUUCCCAAGAUUAGAACCAUCUUCAUGUACCGAAACAGCAUGAAGACCGUGUCGUCGUACCUGGCCCUGCAUCAGAUGGACCCGGCGCCCCACGCCAUGCGCUUUAUAAUGGACAACAACGUCAUGUCGACGAUAUUGCCGUUCUUCCGAACGAUCGUCUACGACAACUACGCCAAGGUGAACGAGAAGGAGAUCGCAUCACUGAAGCCAUCUAAGAUCUCUUCCGUCGGCAUCUACACGGCCGCGUGGGCUGCGGCCGUGGCGCGUUGUAACGACUGUCGCGAGAAAGGAUAUCCCGUGUUACCAAUAAUAUUCGAGGACCUCAUGAAGGAUCCCCGCCAGAGCUGCGCGGUGCUGUUUGGGCUGCUAGACAUCCGGAAAGAGUACCUGACAAUGGCUCUGGAGGCCUUCAAGGUGGACGUCCAGAGAGGAACCAAACUGUUGGUGAUUACGGAAACGAAGCGGACCAUAUCACAGGAGCACAGGGCGGAGGCCAACGCCAUUUUGAAGAAAUACGGACUGCCGAAACUCGGUGAACGUUAUGAAGUGACGGGCCUCGUAAAAUUUUAAUGUCUCUCCUGUGUUUGUGGAACAAGACUGUAAAACCACACAAAAAUGUACUUGACUUCAAUAAUUGUAAAACUAUAUCAGUUUUAGAGAUAGUGACUCUACAAACUGGUUGCUCUGUAGGCAAGCAUCGCGUUUAUGGCUAGGUCUUAAAUUAAGGCAAUGUGGGUGGUUGGGUGUACGGCUUGGGAAAGGAAGGAUACAAGGCUGUUAUACAGGGGAGAUUAUUGUUGGUAAUAUUGAAUACAUCUUAAUGGCCCGAAUAUACCUCUAGGGUCACACUUUCAACGCACGGUGACUUUGCUUAAAUCGACGAGCAGAAAUGUUACGCCCUUAUAAAGAAGUAAGCCGGAGUGUGACAAUUCUUGAAAAGAAAUGACUAUGCGUUGUUCAGCACAGACAUAUAUACAUCAGACGCAAUUUUAUACCAACCCAUCAGGCACGGGAUCCGGGGAGGGGGAACAGGCAAGGGGAGGGGGGAAAUUACUUACACAUGUGAACAAAUAGAAUUUGUUUUUGAGUUUACGCAUGAGCACUUUAAAGGGACAUUCCCGAGUUUGCUGCAUUGUAAGAUGUUUCCGACCAGUAAAAUAUUUCUACGAUAAAAUGUACAUAGUAAAUACA